AUGGACAUAUAUAACCAAUUGCUUCUCCAGCAAUUGGCACCGUUCAUUAAAAUAAACGACUCCAAGUGUCAGUCUGAUAUCACCACUCAGUUGCGAUCCAACUUCAACAAGUACAACAUACUGAACAGUGUCUGGGACAAUAGCAUAAUUAAAAAUAGGCUUCUGACUACAAAUUAUCUCAUUGAAUUCUCAGAUUCUUGGGACAUUGAUGUCCCAUUAAAACCACCGUCGCAAGAGCGAGAAGAUAAUGGGAACGAGGUGCAUUCUAUACUCUCCCCAUUCAAUCCUCUGUCUGAUAUCUAUCCCAAUGGUAUCAUAUCAGAGGACUGGUUUAAAAAAUAUAUUCAGAAUUUACCCUUUGCCUAUGUGGCGGCAUUCCCGUUACCUGAGCUGGUCCAUGACGACGGUGCAUUAAUAAGAGAACUUGCUGACUUGAGGGUCAAGUACUUAGCUCAUGGAAUCAAAUUUGUGUGUAUAUUGAUUUCAACUUCCGUAAACCCCAACGAUGACGACGAAAGAGUAGACAAAAUAAGGCAGCAGUCUGGCUUACCCAGGCUACACGGCUUACUCUAUCUACAUGCCAACGCAUCCAAGAACGUAAACCUUGCAAGAGAUCUCACCGUGCUUGUUACUUCUUUACUUUCCAAUUUGAAACACCCUUCAUUUGAGUUCUACCAGCAAAUAGAAGCCAAGAUAAAGCAAAGAAAUAAAAAGUACUACUCGUACCCGUCUGCGGCCAAGGUUCAAAGCAAGAUAGUGUUGACUCCCACAUUCUUAGAGACCCGUAAUUUGAUUAAACUGGGGAUGUUGAUCCAGUUCAGUAGCCCCCAUAACGUUGAAUUGAGCUUGAAGUACUUGAUACCUGCGUAUGAUAAUUUGAUAGACUUGGUGAGAGAAAACUUCCAAAGCCAGGAAGAGGAUAUCGAGGAGCACGAUAUGAAGUUAUAUACGCAUUUCAGGCUAUUGUUAGAUAUUCUUGCGUUUCAUAUAGUGAGAUGUUACUUAGCUGCUGAAGAUCCAAUAUCUGCUUUGAGGAAGCACAAGACCCAUAUUGCAAGUGUGAUCGAAGCUGUACACUUUUCCCCUUCAACUAACUAUUAUUUUUCCGAAAUAAACAACUGGAUAUCGAUUCAGUAUCAAUGGUUGGCACAGUUGCUAGAAUUAAUCCCUCAAUCAAUUCGGGUGGAACCAAAUCCAAAGAAAUUUGGCAACACAACUACAUUCUACUUCGGUGGAGUUCAAUUCAUAGACAAUGGAUUGAAGUAUGAUAUCAUUACUAAGCCAGGAUUGCUUUAUCUUAAGGCAGCUGAAUAUUUGGACAAAGUAAAGGUUAGCAGAACCCAGAAUAAGAAGAAUGAGUUGCACUACAAAUUAUUGCCUGAAUAUGAGGAGCCAGUAACUAAACAGCAAAAGAAGUUAGCUCUUUUGAACAAGGCAAAGUCGUGCUUUGUUGAUUUAUCUCCAACAAGUGUUGACUAUAAAAGUGAAUCUGCCAACUUUGACUCCUUCAUCAACUAUGUGAAUUGGAUGAUUGCAGAGGAAUAUUUCAAACUCGAUGACUUCAAAACAGCCAUUGACUUUUAUAAACUUUGUAAUAGUCUGACUAACCCACUUAUUUUGCAGAGAAUAUUUGAGUGUAUUGAGCAAAUAAGCGGAAGCGACAAGGAGGCAUUGGAGACUGCUAUACAAAUCUCCAGCAUAAAGUCACCGAUUUUAAGAAUAUUCGACUCCAAGAUUGCUAAUUCUUUGAAUCUAAAGAAUAUUAAGAAAAUAGACUGUACAUUAUUUGAAGUCACCCCUUUGAUUUUGAAUAAGCAACAAUCAACCACCACGUAUCUAUAUGAUGAGUGUUUAUUUCAGAUUAAGUUGCAACCAACUAUUAAUUUUGAAAAGUUGAAUAAACUAUUAUUGAAGAAGGAAAUUAAGAUUAGAGUAGAGAAGAUAAAGGUUAUUUUCAAUAAUGUUUCAGGGUUUAAAGAUAUUCUGUUAAAAAGAUUGGACUCACUUCCUUCCACAGCAUUGCAACAAGUCACUUUAGAUGAAAAUUCAAGUGGCCAGGUUAGGAUAGACUUUUUUAAUUCAAGUGAAGCCAAGAUAUUUGAGUUCUCACAAGUUGCCGAGAAGAUAGGUAAAGCUCAGAUAAGCUCCAUUGAACUUGAAACUAUUGUUGAAAUAGACAACUCUAAUUCAAUAUCACAUACACAAACUGUUGAGUUCAAAACUAAUAGUUCACCAGACGAGGCAAGUGAAACCCUAUUCCACAAUAUUAAGUACUAUAUCAACAAUAGGACUUCCGAAAACUUGCUGGACUACAGGUUUAGAAAUAUAAGAUUAAAUGGAGAAUUUGCAUAUUCAGUCAACAUUAUUCCAGUUAGACCAAAAGUUAACUUAAAUAUUAAGGAUCCUUUGAAAUCAUUAAUUAUGGGAGAGAAAGUGAAAUUGAAUAUACUCCUUGAUGUGGAGAAGCGUAAGGGAGUGGAUUACAAUGCCUUAUCCAUCGUCUCUGACAUAAAAUUGUCUGGAGGUGACUCCGAUGAUUACACAAUAAGAACAAGUUGGAACGAUCUUAAGGAUGAUGAGCCAUUGAAAUUAAGCGAAGACUCUCCAGAUAUGGUCUUGCUAAACUUAUCUAUUCAAGCUCGUCCGUCUAUUGAACUAAAGGAGGGUGUGAAAUUGAUGCUUAACUUCAAGCUUGUACUAGAUACAAAUACGGGAAAUACUGAAGGUGACGUUAAUGUUCCUACGUUGUUCGAUAUAAGCAACUUUGAAUUUGAUCUUGUCAAGGAACCAUUUGAACUCAAAUAUGGCAUUGCUACAAGAUAUCGUAAUCAAAAGGAAGCAGAGAAUGACAUGCCUAAUCCAUUUAUUAUCAACAAAGGCAGUUCAAUAUCUAUGCCUGUGGCCACUCGGGCAUGGGUUGGCAAUGUAACUUUCAGCAGUAGAUUAUCGUCUUCCAUUGAUAUCAUAAGCACAAACAUCAACAUUAAAUCUAUGAACCCUGAAGUUCAAUUAGAUUGCUUAGGGCUGACGGUGUCUCACGCUCACGCUCAAUCUGAACCUCAGACAUUUUCAAGGUCUUUUGUCACCACCAGCAAGACAGGUUAUACUCAUAGAAAUAUAGCAGUUUCUUCAGUUGGUACUAUAUUUUGGAAGAGAAAGAAUUCAGAAAUUAUAAAUGAGUUUAAAAGCAUUUACUGGGAGGUGACUUUACCAUUAGCUGAUCCAAGAGUAUUGUUAAUGGUUAAGAAGGGAGAAGACGAUACAAUUUGGAAACUACACUUCGUGAUUGAAAACCCAACACCAAGGAUAUUUACCUUUUCCACGCAAUUGUUGGAUGAACAAGACUCGGGUUGGCAAUACAUUGACGAAUUGAACUUGGUCCCAUUCGUUCAACCGCCCUUCCCCGUUCUCCCCUUUCUGAGACAUGCCAUUGACUUCUACGCCAAGUACAAUGGAACCAAGGGGGAGGAGAAGUUGGUCAAAUUACCACAAUUGAAAGUAUUCGAUAUCAAUUAUAAGGUUGGAUUGCCUACAUUGUCAGUUAGCGAGGACGUGACGUCGGUAGAAGGAUUACUAUACUUUAAGAAAUAG
Messenger RNA from Dujonia railenensis, 3591 nucleotides. The record is from the annotation of a GenBank genome assembly. Lineage: Eukaryota; Fungi; Ascomycota; Pichiomycetes; Serinales; Debaryomycetaceae.